Molecule: messenger RNA, 1300 nt
Organism: Juglans microcarpa x Juglans regia
Lineage: Eukaryota; Viridiplantae; Streptophyta; Magnoliopsida; Fagales; Juglandaceae
Product: receptor like protein 21-like
Exons: 1
Coding region: 9-1202 (397 amino acids)
Molecular function (GO): protein binding
Source: RefSeq, a predicted model, not a curated record
GAAUGUGAAUGGUAACAAUAUCGAAGGUUCCUUUCCUGAUUGCUCUGCUAAUGGAACUUCAUCACUUGAGUGGUUUGACAUAUCUGAUAAUUAUGUCAAUGGUUAUCUUCCAGAAACUAUUGGGAGAGAUGCUACCACUGGACUCGAACAUGACAAUGCUGAAGUUCUUAAAUCUUAGUGGCAAUCACUUGGAAGGAUUCAUCUCACCCACCAUAGCAAACAGUCCGUCUUUGGCAAUCCUAGAUAUUCGAGGCAAUGACUUGUCUGGUAAUAUUCCAAAGUGGUUAUAUGAUCAUCCUCGCUUGGUAGCUGUUCUUUUAAGUGGAAAUCGCUUUGAAGGUCACCUACCCAGACGAAUGUGUCAAAUGGAAAGACUACAAGUUUUUGAUGUCUCUCAUAAUCGUCUUUCAGGAGGUAUUCCUUCCUGCCUUGGUAACAUUACUUUUUGGAAGCAGAGAUCUCCAAGCCCUACUUAUUCCAACUAUUUCACAGAAAAUGGCCGUCUCAAUUACGUGUUGCAUGAAAGUGAAAUGAACUUUGGCUUUGCCCGGCAAAUUGAAAUGUCUUUGUUCAUAAAAAACAGGUUAUAUACUUUCAAAGGCAUCCCUCUCUUGCUGAUGACCGUAAUUGACCUGUCAUCUAACCAGUUGACAGGUAGCAUUCCUUCUGAAAUGGGAGAACUGUCACAGCUUCGGUUCUUGAACUUGUCGAAGAAUUCUCUAACAGGUUCCAUUCCAAUCUCUUUUCGAAACUUGAGAAGCAUGGAGAGUUUGGAUCUUUCUCACAACAAGUUGACAGGGAGAAUCCCUUCUGAAUUGGUUGGACUCACUUCUCUAUCUGUAUUUAGUGUUGCCUACAAUAAUCUGUCAGGAAGAAUCCCAUUUGAGCGUCAAUUCUCAACUUUCACAAGCCAACACUACGAGGGUAAUCCGGAACUCUGUGGAGACCCCUUGCCAAGAAACUGCUCAACCGCAAACCAACUAGAACCUGAACAUAAAGAGCAACAAAAGGACGAAAAAGAGGGAAAUAGAAUAAUUGAUCACCCUUUCUUCUUCUACGCAUUUGUAACUAUGUCCUAUGCACUCGGGUUUUGGACUUUCUUUGGGAUCCUAAUCAUUAAAAAGAACUGGAGGCACAACUAUUUCAGAGCCGUGGAUGGAUAUAUUGAGUCUUUGUUUGAGCAACUCUCUAAGUACAGGUGAUUCACAUAUCAAUUAAGUAUGCAGUGUAAGCAAUUUUACGAAAUAUCUGUAUUUCAAAGUAUUGCUUAUCUUCAAUAAAGAUUUAGCAUUUUUGGCUU